AUGCCUCUCGUCGUCCCCGGCAUAAACAGCAAGGAUUCUUCGUCCACAGAAUCAUGGAUGUCCAAACUUAUGGGCAAGAAACUAACCGAGACACACGGCGAAACAAGUUUCGCGAAAAAGGAUCUCCCCAAGAAUCACCGAGUCGUUGGGGAAGGGGGCAUGAUGACGAUGGAUCAUAAUCCGGAUCGGUAA
This is a messenger RNA of Rhinocladiella mackenziei CBS 650.93, 192 nucleotides long. RefSeq lists its product as uncharacterized. The transcript has a single exon. The coding region runs from base 1 to 192 and encodes 63 amino acids. The record is from RefSeq and is a predicted model, not a curated record. NCBI's taxonomy places the organism in Eukaryota, Fungi, Ascomycota, Eurotiomycetes, Chaetothyriales, Herpotrichiellaceae.